GCAUAGUGAGUCAGCAGCCGACAUUUCAUCCCAUGGAUACGCUGCGUGGUCGAGGGGAUACGGGUUUAGGAGGUCAACAGACGACAUUUCAUCCCUUAGCACAGCGUGAUCAAGCGGAUACGAGGUUGGACAUUCAGCAGACGACAUUUAAUCCCGACGAUGCACCACUUACACUGGAGAACAGAAAUAAACAUGCGUUACAUAAUCCAGUCGAUACCAUUCAUCUGACAGCCGUGCAGCACGAGAGGGUGCCUUGCAGCUUCCAGUUCCGGAGGAAAGUAUACGACGGCUCCCGGGCGGCACACGAUAGACGGUCCCCGUAUCCGUACGGAGAGUACCUCGACUUGACAAGAUCGGAGUACCGGCAAUCAAACCAACACAAGUAUCAGGUAAACAUCGCAACUGAAUUCCCUUUCGUAAGCGGCCUUUCGAACAUGGUCGGCGUACCGGAAACACCCACAGCCAUUUUCCGGCCGUUGACCCACAGGAUAUCGCCGCCUGGUACUGGCUACGAACCACCCGCUAGAUUUCACUUCAAUGGCGUAUAUCCAACGCUCCAUCACCCCGCUGCCGCCGCCCACCUGCAGCCACAUCCUACACAUUCAGUUUACCGGAACAGCUUUUCACACAAAGGCCGCUACGCAAACGUUAACCUUGUGACUCCCUUGUGGCCAAAAUAUGGUGGUGGACGCUCAGAACGCCCGGAACUGACAUAUCCUAGCAGCGCCGACGGCAACCACGAGCGACCGCGGAGCUUCGGCGAUCCGGCGGGAACUGCAUCGAGCGACAAGACAAGCGUCUCCUCUGCAGAGAUGAAGAGCGAGCGGACAGACGGCGGAUUGGAAACUGAGCCGAACGUGUUGUCCGAAAAGUCACGUGGCGAUAGUCAGACGGUGAGCUCUACGGUGACCGCUUCUCACCAAGAUUCCCGCGGGUCACCGCCUGCGCAACGUACGCCGUACCACCACCCGAGCACCGGAGCCGCGCCCGUCGGCUUCGGCUUCCGGUACACCUCAUGCGCGGAUGUCAACAUGAACAUGUACCCGCAUGCACAGAGAGCACCGGUGGAGCAAACGUACGAGGCGGCCGCCAAGUUGCUUUUCAUGUUCGUGCAAUGGACACACAACCAGGCCAAUCGUAAAACUCUAUCCGUUAGAAGUGCUAUGUGGAAGCGAAAUCGAGAGAAACUAGUGAUGAACAUUGUGAUGAAUACAUAUUUGAUACAAAGUGAACUUUGAUAGACAGUGCAAUCUUUACUGGGGUUUAUGUGAUUAAUUGAUACUUUGAGAGUAACUGAGAUAAUUAUUUUGACUAAUAACAUUUUGAUCAAACUCAUUGAUACAUGUUGCUUAACCAUUUUUGAGGCCCCCAGAAUGUCGCGGUUUUGGCGCGUUAACGUAACGUCGCGCCAAUUUAUGUAACGUUGUUUUAUAAGUAACGUCAUAUCCUAUUAUUAUGUUAUUGUUAGUUGAAUUAA
Messenger RNA from Dreissena polymorpha, 1477 nucleotides. RefSeq lists its product as uncharacterized. The record is from RefSeq and is a predicted model, not a curated record. The coding region runs from base 33 to 1238 and encodes 401 amino acids. Lineage: Eukaryota; Metazoa; Mollusca; Bivalvia; Myida; Dreissenidae. The transcript has 2 exons.